UGUCACCUACUCCUUUUAAGUUCCCGAUCUCCCUAUACUUCUCAAAGAGAGCAAAAGCUUCCAUCUUAUACUCGCUCUGUUCUGCUCUGUGCCAAUGGAGAGGCACAGAUGCAAGCUCUGCUCCAGGACUUUUGCUAAUGGCAGAGCUUUGGGUGGUCACAUGAAGGCUCAUUUGGCCACCCUGCCUCUUCCUCCAAAGCCGCAGCAACUCGCUGACCGUACCGAGUCUGCUUCCUCUUCAUCUUCUUCUUCAGGUGAGGAAGAAAGCAACGGAGAAGCAGAGGAAAAGGCUUUGGUUUAUGGGUUGAGAGAGAACCCCAAGAAAAGUUUCAGACUUGCAGAUCCCGAGUUCUCUUUCGCAGUUGAUGCUGGGUCUGUGGUCCAGGACAGAGAGAGCGAGACCGAGUCAAAGAACCCAACUCGCCGGCGAUCCAAGCGGAAUCGGAAACCCGGUGUGGCAGAGAUUCAGAGUCCGAACUUGCCCAAGUUGAGAAAACCCAGUUUGUCGGACUCGCCGGAAGCGAUGAGUUCGGUGUCUGAUACUUCUCCGGAAGAAGAUGUUGCGAUGUGCCUCAUGAUGCUUUCAAGGGAUAGCAGGAUGAGAAACAACGGGGAACAAGAUCAAGAACAAGGCAAAGAAGUAGAACGAUCGGUUAAGAUUAAGGAACCGGAAGAGCAGGGGGAGAUCAAAAUUCGGAGGGUUCGAGGGAAGCAUCGGUGCGAGAAAUGCAGGAAGACUUUUCGAUCUUAUCAAGCUUUGGGAAGUCACAAAACGAUUUGCUAUAGAGACGAAGCAGGGCAUGAGGGUAAUGAGAGAAUCUUUGAAUGCCCAUUUUGUGACAAAGUGUUUGGGUCUGGACAAGCACUUGGCGGCCACAAGAGAUCUCAUCUCUUGGGUUCUUCAGCAACUGCUGCUGCUGCUGCCGCAAGUUCUUUGAAAUUUGAGAUCAGUGUGAUAGAUCUCAACUUGCCUGCUCCAGCAGAGGAAGAUGAUUUUAGCGUUGUCUCUGAUGCAUAGUUGUUUGAUCUCUUAAAAGAUCCAGGUUUCUGUCAUGUUCAUGAUGUUUUUGUUGGAUUGGGUAAAAUUUGUUCCAUAUAGCUCGCUAGUUACAACAUUUGUUUACUGUUUUUUAGUACAUGAAUGCCUUUUGAAGUUUCUGGUGAUUCAUUCAUGGCUGACUGACUAUUAUUUAUGUUAUUCAUGGCUACAAAUUCAUGAGUUCUGUGGAUGGAUAUUUUUUUUUGUCAUAGCAAA
Alnus glutinosa is the source of this 1255-nucleotide messenger RNA. RefSeq names its product zinc finger protein ZAT4-like. Bases 95 to 1018 code for a protein of 307 amino acids. NCBI's taxonomy places the organism in Eukaryota, Viridiplantae, Streptophyta, Magnoliopsida, Fagales, Betulaceae. The record is from RefSeq and is a predicted model, not a curated record. Gene Ontology annotation, biological process: regulation of DNA-templated transcription. The transcript has a single exon.